This is a messenger RNA of Boleophthalmus pectinirostris (great blue-spotted mudskipper), 3107 nucleotides long. It is a transcript of the gene atp6ap1a, whose product is annotated as ATPase H+ transporting accessory protein 1a. The record is from RefSeq and is a predicted model, not a curated record. Gene Ontology annotation, cellular component: proton-transporting V-type ATPase complex. The transcript is spliced from 11 exons. The coding region runs from base 36 to 1559 and encodes 507 amino acids. NCBI's taxonomy places the organism in Eukaryota, Metazoa, Chordata, Actinopteri, Gobiiformes, Gobiidae.
UGGCCCCGCCCCUGUAUCCUUUCCGCCUGUCUUUGAUGUGGUCACGUGACGUAAGGACGCACGCCACGCACGCUCGUCUUCUUCAUCCUUCAGUAAAAAUGGCGGCCGCUCGGAUCUCGCAUCUCCGCCGCAUCCCUCGAGCUUUUGUCCUUUUUCUCUCUUUAUUUUACGUUUUAUCCCCCUGUCACGGCGAGGAACAGGUCCCGCUCAUCCUCUGGACCAGCGAAGGAGCCUCCAUGCCCAGCCAGACUGCCCCCUCUGCUGGACACAUAGUGGAACAGCAGCAGUUGUCUUCGUACCUGGAAAAAGCUCUGAACCUGGGACCUAAAAAUGUGGUGCUUUUUCUGCAGGACAAGAUGAGCAUUGAAGACUUCACCAUGUACGGAGGGGCGUUUGGAAACAAACAGGACAGUGUGUUUCCAAAUCUAGAGAGUGCUCUUCGGUCCUCCUCUUCUCCGCUGGUGCUGCCCGCUGUCUCGUGGCCGGCCUCAAAUGCAGUGAUCGCUCAAAUUCAAGAUCAUCUAGAAACCUCUCCUCUCUAUAUGGACCCAGAAACCCUGAGCCAACUGAGACUCAACGCCUCCUCUCCUGCUCUGCUCGUCUUCAGGCUACCCUACGGCAACGGAGCCGAUCUGAUGUCUGCAAAAGAGAUCCUCAGUGAAAAUGAUGAGGUAAUCGGCCAAGUGAUGAGCAUCAUGAAGACUCAGGCUGUUCCAUACACAGCCAUCUACACGGCACUGAGACCCUCAAAGGGGGCGUCGGCGGUCUCAUGGGAGGCAGGUGUGGGCGGAGGGCGUUCCCUGCUUCAGGCCAGAGACAGGUACAGAGAGAGAGAGAGGGAGAGGGAGAGGCAGCGCAAAGUGAAGGAGCGAGCCGGCGUCUACGCCCCCGUCGAGUUUAAGGAGGGUGAGAGCACGUGCCUGCUGCUCUGGGCCAAGGCUCUGUCGGUCAGUAUCCUGCGCAGUGGACGAUGGGAGGAGUAUGACCUGACCCCCUCCACGUUUGGAGAAGGAGUCACCCCCAAAGUGCACGGAUCCAGCUGUGACAAGACCAGAGCCAGGUUGAUCCUCAACUAUGAAAAUGUCCUGGGCCAUCGCAGCUUCAAGUUAAUUUUUGCUAUGAGCCAGCGUCACUACAAAGUGUCUGCUCGCCGCUGGUUCACUCUGGACUCGGUGGAGCUGGAGUACGACGGGACCAAAGCCAUUUUUAACGGCUCCAGAAACAUCUACGCUCCGGCAGAAUACUCCUACCGCUGUGAAUCUGUCACCAACUACCGCUGGCCCCUCCUCGUGCCCCGCACCAACAAGGACCCCGCCAACCAGUGGAGGGUCAACUUCCAGGACUUCCAGAUCCAGGGUUUUAACGUGUCACGGGGGCAGUUCUCUUACGCCAGUGACUGCGCCGGCUUCUUCUCUCCUGGGAUCUGGAUGGGUCUGAUGACCAGUCUCCUCAUGGUCCUGGUGCUCACCUACGGCCUGCACAUGAUCAUGCAGCUGAGGACCAUGGACCGCUUCGACGACCCCAAGGGCCCGGCUAUAUCUGUGCCCCAGACCGAGUGAAGCGCCCGUCAUAUACAACCCUAACCCCAAAGGCCCCGAAGAACGACUGAAACCCCCAGGAGUGAAAGGCCCUGCUGUCUGUACCCCAAAACGAGUGAGACGCCCCCAACCCAGAACGAAUGAAACACCCAGGAGUGAACCAUAGAAUGUGUGUCCUCGAAUGAAUGAAACGCCUGACACGUCUAACCCUCACCCCAAAGGACCUGUUACAUCUGUGGCCCCAGACCGAGUAAAGCGUCCGGGACUGAGCCACCAGCCCAGGAUCCUGUGUGCCCCAGAACCAAUGAAAUGUCAAGAAUAAGUGAAACGCCCGGCAUGUUUAGCCCAACCCAGAAUGAGUGUAACGCCCGGGAACGAACCACCUGCCAUCUGUGUGCCCCAGAACGAUUGAAACGCCCGUCGUCUGUGUGCCUGUGACUGAAUGGACCCUGUCUGCUCCAGAUUUUGCUAAAGUGACUUCACACACUUUAAUUCUCUCAAUGUGGUGUAACGAGAUAUUAUAAUAAUAUGAAUAAAUAAUAAAUACAUACAUUUAAAUUAUUCUAUUAAUUACAAUUCCUAAAAUGAUACACCAACAUCAGAAAAAAACAUUGAAAGUUAAACCUACAAUGUUGACAUGUUAAUACUUAAUAUAAAAAUAAAGAGCUUUUACAAACUAUUAUUAAAAAACAUGAAGUUAAAUGUUAAAAUACAAUGAUUCCAAAAACCUAAAUUGGGAGCAUCUUCUCAUUAGUUACUGUUAUUUUUACAUUCUGACACAAAGGGGAUCCAGUAUAAAUAAUGUGUGUUACAGAUUAUUUAUGAAUGAAAUGCUAUUUAUUGUUGAACUUAAAUGUGUGUUUCCAGUUGUAUUCGUGUGUGUGAAUAGUACAUGAUGUGUAUUGACGGAUGACAGUUCAGACUUAUCCUCGUGUAAAAUUUCAAAUGAUUGAACAACACUACAAAAAGAAACAUUUAGACUUGAUUUGAGAAGUUUCAUGUGUCUCUGUAUCACUUUGCCUCAUAUAUUCAUUAUCUUUCUAUAUAUUCUGUAUUCUUACUGUGAAUGGGCCGCCUCUCCACAGAUUUGACUUGUAACUCCUGCUCAUCUCCGUACAGAUGGGGACUGUGGGAAAAUCCUAGAAAAGCAAAAACAUCUGCAUGGAGACAAACAAAUGGUGACAGAAAACAGAAACAGAAAACAGAAAAGUGACACAUUGCACCUUUAACAUCAUUCCCCUCACUAGUUUUAAUGGAGUUAUUUAUUUUGUGAAACUUUCUAAUGAUAAGUAAAUAAAUGGGAUCUUGUUAAACUUCCCAAAUCAAGUAGAAUCACUGAAGUUCCAGUUAUCUGAAAUGAUUUGAGAAUAGUUGUUUUGCAGAAUAUUUGUUCAUCACUACACUGCAAAGAAAACUUCAGAUUGUAAAUUGAAUUCUGAUUAAUCUUGUCUUACAUAAACACAAAGGAACAGUGUGAAAUGAUGGACUUUUCUGUUUGAAGUGAGUAACUGACGACUUGUGAAGAGUGUUUUGUUUCUGUGAACCAAAUAAAAGUGUGGUCACCAUAAA